GCGUCGAGAGACUGGCCAGCCAUACUGAAAAUUAUACGCAAAAUCAAAAGUCAACGCAAAAUCAACUCAGUGUCGCCGCGUAUAAAACCUCAUUCGUAUAAACUUUAUAGUGGUUGAGAAAUAGUGACCCCAGUGUAGUGUAACAAUGAAUGAAGAUAACUCUGUUAGUGAUGACUUAAAACGCCAAGCGGCUAUGUUUUAUAACUCAACGGAAAGAGAACGAAUACAAGAACCCAGAAAACACAAGACAUCAUGGCGGUUUUGGGAGCAACGAAGAUUGGUGGUCGCUCUGCUGGCUUUCUUCGGCUUCUUCAACGUAUACGCCCUGAGAGUAAACUUAUCCGUCGCCGUGGUGGCGAUGACAGAACCCAUGGAAGUCGCACUGGAAAAUGGAACCAUUGUUUAUGUUCCUGAAUUCGACUGGUCGUAUCAAACAAAAGGGCUCGUGUUGAGUUCAUUCUUCUAUGGCUACAUCAUCACUCAGCUACCCGGCGGCUGGCUGGCUGCUAAAAUAGGAGGUAACAGGAUGUUCGCGAUAGGAGUCGGCGCUACAUCCCUUUUGACGCUCUUCACUCCACCACUGGCGCACACCAGCACCGCGUUACUGAUCGCAGUGCGUGUUAUGGAAGGGUUGUUUGAGGGCGUGACGUACCCGUGCAUCCACGCAGUGUGGUCCCGCUGGGCUCCGAGCGAGGAACGCGCUCGACUCGCGACGUUCGCGUUCAGCGGCAGUUACGUCGGCACCGUUGUUGCGAUGCCCAUAAGUUCCACGCUAACGCAUUACACCGGCUGGCCGGGUAUUUUUUAUGUCUUCGGUAUAUUGGGUUUGGUGUGGACGACUAUAUGGUGGCUCGUUGUCAAGGAAUCUCCGGAAAAAGAUCCCCAUAUAACGGCCUCUGAACUGAAAUAUAUACAGGAGUCCCGGGGAGCUCUAGCAGUGGAGGGGACACAAAUUCGACACCCGUGGAAAGCGAUGUUGACUUCUGGACCUGUCUGGGCUAUAGUUAUGGCCCACUUCAGCGAGAAUUGGGGCUUUUAUACGCUGCUCACAUUCCUCCCUACAUUUAUGCAAGAUGUAUUUAAGUUUCAAACGUCACAAACCGGUUGGCUAUCGGCUGUUCCGUACUUAGCAAUGGCGGUGGUACUGCAAGUGGCUGGUCACAUGGCGGAUUGGCUGCUGAAAAUGGAGAUUUUGUCGAGAACCAACAUCAGGAAAUUGUUCAACUGCGGUGCCUUUCUAGCUCAGACGAUUUUCAUGGUAGCGGCUGCGUAUGCUCCCUCGGUGUCGGGCUGUGUCGUAUGUCUCACAAUUGCCGUCGGACUCGGAGGCUUCGCUUGGUCUGGUUUCAGUGUUAACCACCUGGACAUCGCCCCCCCACACGCUAGUGUACUGAUGGGACUUUCAAAUACUAUCGCCACGCUUCCUGGCAUUAUCAGCCCACCAUUAGCCGGUUCCAUAGUAACAGAUAGGACGGCCGAACAAUGGCGAAUCGUAUUCUUCAUAUCCAGCGCAAUAUAUCUGCUGGGUGCAAUUAUAUACGGCGUGUUUUGCUCCGGUAACAAACAGCCGUGGGUUGUGGAAGUUGACAGCGACGCAAGCUUCGAUACAGAUGGCGCCUCCGUCACAACAGCAAGAGGCUACGAUAAUAAAGCCAUGGAUAGAAGUUCCGAAAUGUAGAAUAUAAUUUCGUGUGAUGAAAUUUUAACGUAAUGAUUUGUGGAUCUUUUUUAUAGCAUAAAUUGUAUUUAGUGUUAACUGUAAGUUGUUGUGCUCAAAUGUAAAGAAUCUAGAAAUAUUUCACAAGCACGUGAGAAGCGAAUAAUAGAAGUCUAGACUUUUUUUUAUUUUAGAUCGUUUUUUUUUUAUUUCUGACUCAAAAUGUAUGACAAAUAUUAAUGAUGGACUAUGAUCCUCAAGAGCUCGAAAUAAAAGGGUUGAAUUAUUUAAAUGCAAGAAUAAAUGUAUUCCUAGCGUCAUAAAUGACGCAAACUCGUACGAAAAUUCUUUGUAUUGUAAACGUCAAUGUUAAUCUGAUAUAUUAUUAUUUU
Molecule: messenger RNA, 2049 nt
Organism: Vanessa tameamea
Lineage: Eukaryota; Metazoa; Arthropoda; Insecta; Lepidoptera; Nymphalidae
Gene: MFS9
Product: vesicular glutamate transporter 1
Exons: 11
Coding region: 146-1678 (510 amino acids)
Biological process (GO): transmembrane transport; monoatomic anion transport
Cellular component (GO): membrane
Molecular function (GO): transmembrane transporter activity
Source: RefSeq, a predicted model, not a curated record